Messenger RNA from Haemonchus placei, 201 nucleotides. Lineage: Eukaryota; Metazoa; Nematoda; Chromadorea; Rhabditida; Trichostrongylidae. The record is from the annotation of a GenBank genome assembly.
AUGCCGAGUCACUUAAGGAGCGGAGACGCAGACGUUUGCAUUUCCGUAAUGGAUCCGAUCGUGAUGCCACUACAUGAAGACCGUUGGUCUAGAGCGUCUAGAGCCUCAGGCAUGUUAGAAGAACACCAGCCUGCUCCGCCUGAAGAGUCGAUGAUCGAGGAAACUAGAGAUGAUGCGCCUGGAAGCAUCACUAGUCGAUAG